UAUAUCUUCCCCUGUCUCUUUCUCUCUGCCUUUUGUUCUUUGUUUCUUCCUUCCCCUACCAAACAAACAUAGUUGAAUAGAGAUAAUAAAAACAACAAAAACAAACAUCCUUCUACCAUGUUUGUCUCUCAAAUCUUAAAGCUUUAUUUCUUUUCUCUUUCUUUCUGUUCAUGAUUUCAAGGCCUCCUUUUGAAUCUCAAAGCUUUUACAAGAUUCCAUUUAAAUCCCAAUUCUUUAUUUUUCUUCUCCAACAUGUGCUUCCAUUUCAAGGAAUAGGACCUGGUUUUUGAUUGAAAAGAAGUGGGAUUGAAAUGGAAGGGGAUGUAUUUUCAGGCAUAGGUAAUGGAACACAAGUAGAUGGUAAGGUCUUACAAACAUUCCAAAAGAGUUUUGGGCAAGUUCAAGACAUUUUAGACCAAAACAGGGCGCUAAUCAAUGAGAUUAACCAAAACCAUGAGUCAAAGGUCCCCGAUAACUUGACACGAAAUGUCGGGUUGAUCAGAGAGCUUAAUAACAACAUUAGAAGGGUGGUCAAUCUCUAUGCUGAUCUCUCUACCUCCUUCUCCCAGUCAGUGGAGGCCUCAUCAGAAGGAGAAUCAGGUGGCACAUUAAAAUCCGAUGGAAAAGCCAGUCAGAAGAGGAUUAGAUCUGGGUAGUUUAUUGAGCCAGGCAUUCCUGUAAGUUUUAUGUUCUUUCCUGGUGGAAUAAGGAGGGUAUUUUGAUAAAAAGAAGGAACAAAUUUGAUGAGAUUCUGUUAUUCCUAUGAAUGAAUUAUAUGUAUAAUGAUAUUUCAAGCUUCAAUAUAAUUAAUUCUCACUGUUCCAAUCGAAAUAGCAUUUUCAAAAAUUUACCAGUGUAAUCUUGUAUAACAGUAUUAUCAACUCAUUGAAAUCAA
Pistacia vera is the source of this 895-nucleotide messenger RNA. Its product is annotated as protein ELF4-LIKE 4. The transcript is spliced from 2 exons. The coding region runs from base 312 to 656 and encodes 114 amino acids. NCBI's taxonomy places the organism in Eukaryota, Viridiplantae, Streptophyta, Magnoliopsida, Sapindales, Anacardiaceae. Gene Ontology annotation, biological process: positive regulation of circadian rhythm; entrainment of circadian clock. The record is from RefSeq and is a predicted model, not a curated record.